This is a messenger RNA of Carassius auratus (goldfish), 15196 nucleotides long. Its product is annotated as versican core protein-like. The record is from RefSeq and is a predicted model, not a curated record. Gene Ontology annotation, biological process: glial cell differentiation; skeletal system development; positive regulation of neuroblast proliferation. Bases 209 to 13774 code for a protein of 4521 amino acids. The transcript is spliced from 15 exons. Gene Ontology annotation, cellular component: synapse; perineuronal net. Gene Ontology annotation, molecular function: calcium ion binding; hyaluronic acid binding. NCBI's taxonomy places the organism in Eukaryota, Metazoa, Chordata, Actinopteri, Cypriniformes, Cyprinidae.
AGUGCUGUUAACGUUCACAUUCUGUGUCCGGACAACAGCAAGCAACACACGGUCCAGGGAGACUGAACAAAUUGAGGAGAAGGAGAACACCUUUUUUUCCAUUCUGAUACAAGGACACGUAUGAAGGUUUCAUGUAGACUCACUGUGAACUGGGAUUAAGAAACAUUUAUUUUCGUUUGGAGUUAUAACUUUCAGGAAAGACAGGAAGAUGUUGCUAAAUAUAAAACACAUAUUGUGGUUGAUCUGCAUAUACCAAACAACGACUGAACCUGUCUCUAGCACGAUAUUGGUGAUGCGUCCUGUCAGCGGCUUGUUGUCUGGGAAAGUGACCCUUCCGUGUUCCUUCUCCAUCAUCCCCACUGUUGGACCUAGAAACAGAAAUGCCUCAGGAACAGAUUACCUACGCAUCAAAUGGACCAAAAUUGAGGGUGGUGUUGAGACGACUGUUCUUGUAACUCAGAAUGGCGUCAUUAGGAUUGGUUCGGGAUACAGAAGCCGUGUAUCCGUGCAGAGUCACCCAGAAGACAUUGGGGAUGCUUCUCUGACUUUGGUGAAGCUCCGGGCCAGUGAUGCUGGAACAUACCACUGUGAAGUGAUGUUUGGGAUUGAAGACACACAAGACACAGUCAGUUUGAAUGUUGAGGGCGUGGUGUUUCACUACAGGUCAAAGGUCAGCAGAUACAUUCUGAACUAUGCACAAGCUGUGCAGACCUGCAGCAACAUUGGAGCCACCAUUGCUACAGCAGAACAGCUGAGAGCUGCACAUGAGGACGGGUUUGAUCAGUGUGAUGCUGGUUGGAUUGCAGAUCAAACAGUGAGAUAUCCAAUCACUAGACCAAGGCCCGGCUGCUUUGGAAAUCUGCCUGGAAAACCUGGUGUCAGGUCGUAUGGCAAACGAAAGCUCACAGAGACCUUCGACGUGUACUGCUAUGUGGAUAAGAUUGAGGGUAAUGUUUUCUUUGCGCCCACACCACGUAAGAUGAACUUUGAUGAGGCCAAGGCUGAGUGUGAAAGCAUGAAUGCAGAACUGGCCUCACCUGGUCAACUCCAUGCUGCCUGGAGACAGGGUCUGGACCGCUGUGAUUAUGGAUGGUUGUCUGAUGGCAGCGCUCGCUAUCCUGUCUCCGUACCUAGAAGUCAGUGUGGUGGUGGUCUGCUGGGUGUACGCACCAUGUACCGCUACCAAAACCAAACAGGCUUCCCAGAUCCCAAUAUAAGACUAGGAGCGUACUGUUUCAAAGGUUCUAAGCUUUUAUUCAACCAGUCCUCUUGGGUGGAUGUCACAGUACAGAGUGGUACCACUAUGGAGCCCACCACUGCAUUCUUCAGCACAGAGACCACCACAUACCAGACUCACUUUCCUGAGGCAAUUCCCUCUCAUGGGUCACAGGCCACCUCUGAUGAUGUCCUUUCUCCAACAGACGCCCCUUCUAUGUUUUCUACAAGCAUGGCACCACCAAAGACGAGCCACGUCCCCGACAGACUAGAAUCUAUCAUCACACCUUUUGCGGAAUCUGACGAAAGCGUUCCAACAACAAAACUUCCAGAUUUUGAGAUUAGUGAUUUUGGCACUGAGAAGGCUGGUGAUGAAGCAAACAUUCGUGGAGAUGUGAUCCGUGAAGAACUUACUACGGCAGUUCCCACAGCCUCAGUUGAAGCAAUGGAGGAGACAGAGGACAUGAGCAUCAUUGAAGUGAAGACUGUUCUACCUGACAUUUUACUCUCAGAUUCUCUAAGCACAAAACCGAUGUAUGCAGUCGGGAAAACAGAGGAAUCUAUUGUGGUUGGGGUUACAACAGACAACAUUUUAGAAUCAGAGGCCACUGUAAUGACAUUAGUAAACACAGAUGUAUCUGGAAACAAAACUGAAUCGUCAUCACUUAGCGAGUCAAUACCAAAAUUGCCAGCACAGAUUUUGAUUCACACAGCUAGUGAGACCAGUGCUGGUAAAGGCAAGGAUGAAUUACACACUUCCACAAAGUCAUCUUUUACAUUGGCAACAGAGGCUACUUUUCUUGAGAGUGCUAAGUCUACUCUGUUCUCUGAGUAUGAAGAUGAGACAGGUGUUGGUGUUGUUAUGGCGGACCCCCCACCUCUGUCUACACAGAGAUCCACCAGCCCAGAACCUCAACAUUCAGAGACCUCUAGUCAAGUAACCAUCGCUGAUUCUACAGUUACACCCACUUUUUUUGUGCAAAGCUUAAUAACUGAAGAAUCUACAGGAACUUCGGGAACCUCCAAAUCAACACAAAAUGCAUCUCAGACAUUCGUCAGCUAUUCAGAAAGCAAAACUGCUCAACUGACUGACCGUGUUACCAAGUCACCAGGUUUGACUUCACCUAGUUCAGCCACAGUUGCAGCAGGAGCAUUGAUGAUGACACAGUCACUUACUGACCAUGAAACAUUACAUGAAGAAGCUACUUCAGCCCCUUCAGAGGUCCCCAGGGAGACACUAACAGAGGCCACAGACACCACCACUGAUUCUGAUCACUCAUCAGUUAAUCAAAAUCUGAUGCCUUUUGGAGAGUCAUAUUCUCACACUCCCCAGUUGGUAGUCAUCCCUGAGAUACUUGAUUAUUUUCUUCCUGUUGAUGGGGAGAAUGUUGUAGCAAGUGAAGAUACCAUGACCCCAACAGUCAGCUUCAUAAAUGGCAAGUUUGAGAUGACACUUCACCCUAAAGAUGUGGCAAAAGAAGUAAGAGGAGAUACGUUUGGAAGUGAUUCUCUUGGAGUACGCAACUUAAGUGAACAAGAAGAAGUAACAUUUAAUUUUGAUAGUUUAUUUGUGGAGGCUGGCAGAACACCACAUGAAUCACUGGUUUCAGGAUCCUCAGUAGUGUCACCCUUGCACUCCACAACCCUUCAUCCAGACAUUAAUUUUGGCCCAGGAGGAAUAGUAGUAGAGUCCACUCCGCCAUCAUCUCCCAUAGCAAUUAGCGAAGAUGAAACACUUGUAUCUGAAGGAACUGUAUCUUCUUUAGUGCAUAGUACUGGCUCAGUAACAGAGGACAAAGUCAAAGAUACAGCUGUUACAACACAGGUCAUGGGAAUGACGACUCAGAAAGAUGACUCAAUCAAAAGGACAACACACACAGUUGAUUCUGGCCUUGUGCCUACUGCUGCACAUAUGGACCAUUUGGAUAGAGACAAAUCAGGCUUAAGCAAUCAGACAACUAAAGAAUCUAAUUUGACAUUACCAACUCAAGUACAUAGUACAACAGCAACAAGAAAAAAGGACAUAACAUUUACAUUUACACCAUCAUCAAGUGUGACUGUUAAAAUGCAGAAAGAGGCAACUUCAGAAUCAAUGAGGCCUUCAACAAAUAAUUUAGAAAUGACAACAGCAAAGCAUAAGCUUUCACCAUCACAUUUUUCUUCUGUUUUACCACCUUCAGAGGCUUCAGGAGAUGAGACUUUGUUUAGAACCACAACAAUAAGUUCUGCAUUGUUUACGAUAACUAAAUCAGACCGAGAACUGAGCAAAACCACGAAAAAAAUCUCAGUGUCCGGCUCAACAGAUGCUGAGAUCACAAUAGAUCAGACAGCUGAGAGACAUAGUAAUCAACCUGUUUCCACUCUUGAUUCUAUUGAAACUAGCACAGAACACACAUUUAUAUCAUUGAGCACUGGGUCUCUAGUUCCAACUAAAAGCACGGAAAUAAUCUCAGGGUCCAGCUCAGCAGAUGCCGAGGCUACAGGAGAACAGACAAAUGAGUCAUAUAGUAGAGAACAUGUUUCCUCUCUUGAUUCCACUGUAACUAGUACUGUCAGUACAUUUACAUCAUUGAGCACUGUGGACUCAACAGGACGAACUGACACAAGUCAAGAUAGAUCACAUACAGAAACAACCACAGCUACUCUGAUGGAGGUCAAAGAUCUGUCAGCAAAACCAUCUGGAGUGGAGUCCACCAUUAUUAAUGUUACAGAUACUCUUUUCUCCUCUGCUCAGACCGGACAUUUAGAUGAAACAUUAUCUGAAAGCAUUGUAACGAGCAGAAUGACUACAAAAAAGACUGAAGAUGUGCUGUCACCGACACAUUUUACAUUAGUUUUGGCAUCUUCUGAACCUGAAGCUUCGGGAGAUGAGACCUCUGACAUAUUUAGCAAGAAGUUCACAACAAGUCCUUCACUGUACAGUGCAACCAAAUCAGAUCUAGAUGAUACCAAAUCCACAGAGACAAUUUCAGUGUCCAGCUUGACAGAUGCUGAGGCUACAGCAGAUAAAACUGAUCACUCAACAGUGAGAACAGUCACAAGCCAAGAUAUUGCAUUUCACAUAGCAACAACCCCAGCCAUGACCAUUGAUGCUACAAAGACUCUGUUCUUCUCCACUCAGACUGAACAUUUAGAUGAUAAAUUAUCUGAAAGCAGUGCCACAUUUACCUCACAGAUGAAAACAGUAAAAGAUAAAAUGUCACCUUUAAGUUUUGCAUCAUUUAUGCCACCAACAGAAUCUGAAGCUUCAGGAGAUGAGACAUCUGACAUGUUUAGCAAAGAAUUUACAACAGCAAGUUCUUCAUUGUCCAGCACAACCAAAUCAGAAAAAGAACUCCGCAAAACCACAGAAACUAUCUCAGGGUCCAGUUCAACAGAUGCUGAUGUCAAAAGAGAUCAGACGACUGAGGGACAUAGUAGAACACCCAUUUCCUCUGUUGGCUCUACUUCAGCUAGCAUAGUACUUACAUUUGAGUCAUUGAUCACUGGGGAAUCAACAGCACGGACUGACACAAGUCAAGAUGUUACUUCACAUACAGCAGCAACCACAACUACUAUAAUGGAGGACAAAGAUCUGUCAGCAAAACCAUCUGAAUCCACAACCAUUAAUGUUUCAGAGACUGUGUUCUCCUAUGGUCAGUCUGAUGACAAAUUAUCUGAAAGCAGUGUUACAAUGAUAUUAGAAAAGACAACUGUCAAAGAUGUACCAUCACCAUCCGGGUUUUCUUUAAGUUUUCCAUCUACAGAGUCUGAAGCUUCAGGAGAUGAGAUAUCUGAUCCGUUUACAAUGACAAAUUCUUCACUUCAUAGUCCAACCAAAUCAGACCAUGAACUUACCAAAACAUCUGACAGGACAGAAACAAUCUCAGUGUCCAGCUCAACCGAUGCUGAAGCUACAAGCGAUCAGACAACUCAGACACAUAGUAGAGAAACUGUUUCCUCUCUCGCCUCUACUGUUACUAGUGCUGUGCAUAAAUUUUCAUCAGUGAGCACUGGAGAUUCUACAGGAGAAACAGUUACAAGUAAAGAUGUUACAUCUCAUGCAGCAACAACCACAGCUACUUUAAUGGAGGAGAGAGAUCUGUCAGCAAAACCAUCUGAAUCCACAAUCAUUAAUGUUUCAGAGACUAUGUUCUCUUCUGCUCAGACUGGACAUUUAGAUCAGAAAUUAUCUGAAAGCACUGUUACAGUAAUCUCAGAGAAGACAACUGCCAAAGAUGCACCGUUAAAAAGUUUUUCUUCAGGUUUGCCAUCUACAGAGUCUGAAGCUUCAGGAGAUGAUGCAUAUGAUAUGUUUAGCAAAGAGUUCACAGCCACAAGUUCUUCACUUUAUUCUUCAACCAAAUCAGACCAUGAACUUACAAAAACAUCAUCUGACAUAACAGAAACAAUCUCAGUGUCCAGCUCAACCGAUGCUGAAGCUACAAGAGAUCAGACAACUGAUACACAUAGUAGAGAAAAUGUUUCCUCUCUUGCCUCUACUGUAACUAGUGCUGUUAGUCAAUUUUUAUCCAUGAGCACUGGGGACUCAAAGGGAGAAACAGUUAGAAGUGAAGAUGUUACAUUACCUUUAUCAACAACCACAGCUACUAUAAUGGAGGACAAAGAUCUGUCAGCAAAACCAUCUGGAUCCACCAUUAUUAAUGUUUCACAGACUCUGUUCGACUCUGCACACACUGGACAUUUAGACAAAGCGUUAUCUGAAAGCACUUUUACAACAGUCUCAGAAAAGACAACCCUCAAGGAUGUGCUUUCACCAUCUAGUUUUUCCUCAAACUUGAUGUCCAUGGAGUCUGAAGCUUCAGGAGAUGACACCUCUGAUUUGUUUAGCAAAGAGUUCACAACAACAAUUUCUUCAAUUUAUACUCCAACCAAAUCAGACCAUGAAUUUACUGAAACAUCAACUGACAUGACAGAAACAAUCUCAUUGUCCAGCUCAACAGACACAGAAGCUGCAAGAGCUCAGACAACUCAGACACAUAGCAGAGGAUCUGUUUCCUCUCUUGUCUUUACUGUAUCUAGUGCUGUAGAUAUAAUUUCAUCACCAAACACUUUGGACUCUAUGGGAGAAACCAGUACAAGUAAAGAUGUUGCGUCUCAUACAGCAGCAACCACGGUUACUCCAAUGGAGGAAAAAUAUCUGUCAGCAAAACCAUUUGAAUCCACAAUCAUUAAUGUUUCAGAGACACUGUUCUCUUCUGCUCAGACUGGACAUUUAGAUGAGAAAUUAUCUGAAAGCACUGUUACAAUCAUUCCAGAGAAGACAACUGCAAAAGAUGUGUUGUUAACAUCCAAUUUGUCUUUACAUUUGCCAUCUACAGAGUCUGAAGCUUCAGGAGAUGAGACAUCUGAUAUGUUUAGCAAAGAGUUCACAACCACAACUUCUUCACUUUAUUCUUCAACCAAAUCAGAUCAUGAACUUACCAAAACAUCAUCUGACACAACAGAAACAGUCUCAGUGUCCAGCUCAACAGAUGCCAAAGCUACACAAGAUCAGACAACUGAGAAACAUAGUAGAGAAACUGUUUCCUCUCUUGACUCUACUGUAUAUACUGCUGUACAUACAUUUUCAUCACUGAGCACAAGGGUCUCAACAGGAGAAACAGUUACAAGUAAAGAUGUUACAUCUCAUUCAGCAACAACUACAGCUACUAUGAUGGAGGAGAAAGAUCUGUCAGCAAAACCAUCUGAAUCCACAAUCAUUAAUUUUUCAGAGACUCUGUUCUCUUCUGCUCAGACUGGACAUUUAGAUGAGAAAUUAUCUGAAAACAAUGUAACAGUGAUCUGGGAGAAGACAACUGCCAAAGAUGUACUGUCAACAAGUUUUUUAUCAAGUUUGCCAUCUACAGAGUCUGAAGCUUCAGGAGAUGAGACCUCUGAUGUGUUAAGCAAAGAGUUCACAACCACAAGUUCUUCACUUUAUACUGCAACCAAAUCAGACCAUGAACUUACAGAAACAUCAUCUGAUAUGACAGAAACAAUCUCAGUGUCCAGAUCAACAGACACUGAAGCUACAAGAGGUCAGUCACCUGAUGUGCCUAGUAGAGAACCUGUUUCCUCUCUUUAUUCUACUGUAACUAAUACCAUACAUACAUUUACAUCAUUAAGCACCAGGGAAUCUACAGGACAAACAGUUACAAGUGAAGAUGUCACAUCACCUAUAGCAACAACCACAGCUACUAUGAUGGAGGACAAAGAGCUGUCAGCAAAACCAUCUGAAUCCACCAUCAUUAAUGUUUCAGAGACUGUGUUCUCCUCUGCCCAGACUGGACAUUUAGAUGAGAAAUUAUCUAAAAGCACUAUUACAGUGAUCUCUGAAAAGACAACUGCCAAAGAUAUGGUGUCACCAUCAAGUUUUUCUUCAAGUUUGCCAUCUACAGAUUCUGAAGCUUCAGGAGAUGUGACCUCUGAUAUGUUUAGGAAAGAAUUCACAAUGUCAAGUUCCUCACUUUAUACUCCAACCCAGUCAGACCAUGAAGUUACCACAUCAUCUAACACAACAGAAACAAUCUCAGUUUCCACCUCAACAGAUGCUGAAGCCACAAGAGAUCUGACAACUGAAACACAUAGUAGAGAAACUGUUUCCUCUCUUGACUCUACUGUAACUAGUGCUGCACAUAUAUUUUCAUCAGUGAGCACUGGGGACUCAACAGGAGAUACAGCUACAAGUAAAGAAGUUACAUCACAUAUAGCAACCACAGAUAUUCUGGUAGAGGACAAACAUCUGUCAGCAAAACCAUCUGAAUCCACAAUCAUUAAUGCUUCAGAGACUCUGUUCUCCUCUGCUCAGACUGGACAUGUAGACGAGAUGUUAUCUGAAAUCACAGUCACAAUGGCCUCAGACCUCAAAGAUAUAAUUUUACAAUCCACAGAGCCUGAAGGUUCAGGAGAUGAGACAUCUGAAAUAUUAAGCAAAGAGAUCACCACCCUUUACCCUUUUUAUGUUUCAAACAAAUCAACUGAACAAUUUACCAAAACACCAUAUAACACAACAGAAGCAGUCUCAAAGUCUAGUUCAACAGAUGCUGCUCUUACAACCACAUUGCCAACAAAGGGGACAACAUCCAAAGAUUUUGUUUCACUGUCAAGUUUUACUUCAGUUUUGCAAUCUUCAGGAUAUGAAGGUUCAGCUAAGCCCUCUCAUAUGUUCACUAAAGAGUUCACAACAACAAGUUCAUCACUUAAUAUUACAACCAAAUCAAAUGAUGAAAUCAUCAGUACUACAGCACAAAAAAUGAAAACAUCUGUCAAAAUGCAAACAGAACAGUCAGCUCUUGCUUCUGGAGUGCAGCCAUCAGAAAACAUUACAUCAACAAUAAAUGUUACAACAACUGUAAGUCGAGAACCAAAGCCAAGCUCAUUUUUUACACACACAGAGGUAGAAGGCUCUGGUCAGCAGACACCAGAGAGGUUCACAAUGGUUCCCUCAUCUAUGAUCAGAACAGUCACACUUCAGGAGGUCAUGACACCUCAAAAAGAGUUUGCCUCUUCAAUGACUGAAUUUAAAGAAGAACCUAGCACCCACCGUACAACAGAAGAAGUUAGCUCAGGAUACACAACAACAGAGCCUGUUAGUACUAUACCUUCUCAUGCUAUAACUGAAUCACAGUUGACUAAACACACCACAGAAUCAAUUAUUACUUAUACUGCAAUUGGAUCAGGUAAACCUAGUCUCACUUUAGAGGCAAAAGAAGAUGACCAGACCACACCUUCAGUUAUCCAAACAACGGCAGUCACUGCCAGUUACGAAGCAACUUCAGCUCCUCUCAGGACAAAAACAAUGUUUACAUCUUCUAGCAAAAGCCAUAGCAUUCACACAACAAUUUCAUCUGAUGACGAGGAUGACACAACAUAUUAUGAAGGAUCAGGGGUGUCCCCUGUUAUGCACAUUUCAUCAGCAGCCAUCAAAACUCAAACUGGUUCUCCUACAGUUCUUAUGACUAGCACUGGCUUCAAAGAAAUAGACAAAGACAUCACUAUAACGCAACAGUCGAGCCCUAUCACAUCUGCCUUUGUAAACAGAGAAGGCUCUGUUAUUGUAGAAGAUGACAAAGAAACUGCUCAAUUAGAAGGUUCUGGUGAAGAGGACAGAGUAAGUCCAACAGAGGAAAUGUCUGAUAAUUAUACUGAUGAGGCAGAAAUCAGUGAGGCUAACCACACAUCAGAGCCAGGGAGUUUUGUAAGUUCCUCCCAUUCCAAAUCCUUUACAACUAAACCAACGUUGUUGUCUAGCACUGUCCGGACAGCAGUAAGAUUGUUAUCUACCGAAGGUAGUGAAAUAACAGCUGAAAGUGAAGUGGAUGAAGAUGAUGGCUCUAGUGGUGAAAUAUCUACAGGAACUCUUGAGUCAAUUCCUCCACAAGAUAUACCCUCUGAGGACAAAACAACUUCAACUACCAUCACACAACCACAGAUAACUGAAGCUGCAACAUCUGCUGUAAUAAUGUCAAGCACAUAUGAGGCUUUAUCAGUUUCUGAUACACAAAAGAGUAUGUUCCAGCCAAACACUCCAGAAACCGACUUAAAUGGGUUCAAAUUAUCAACCACAGAGGAUGACAAGGAAUUUACCUCACCAGGAGAUCCUACUGCUGAGAUAUACAAAACACCAACAACUAAGGCAUAUGAGGACCUAACUGUAAGAACUGAUGAGGCAGAAGUUGAAGAGACGGAACAGAAAACAGGUUUCUCAAGUGUUGCAUCUGUCACUAGCAGUACAGUUUUCAUACAGUCAACUUUAUCCCCAUCUUCCUCAUUACUGACCUCUACCCAGUCAACUGUAAUGCUUGCAACUUCACUUUCAAAGGAUGGCAGUGGGGAAGACUCAACUGAGGGGGAUGGAGCAGAAGAUGAUGGAUCAGGUGAUGAUUCAACACUUGUGACAUCUUCACCUUUGCUAUCAAGCUCAAAGAUGACAGAAACAACAAUUAGCAUGACACCCUUUAGCUCAGUCAACAGUGGACAGUACAGUACAGUCAGAAUUGUUUCACAGGAAAACACAUUCUCAAGCACAAAUGCUGAAGAUUUCACAAUGGUCUCAGUGACAGCACAGACAGAGCAGGAACAUUCUGGUGUUUUUGUCUCAGAUAUAGCAGCCAAUAGCUCUACAACUCCUGGAACACCAUCUGGUAUGAUAACAGGCCACACUAAAUUGCCUUCUUUCGUGACACCUCAAGAUCCUGUGUCCACCAAUACUCCAUUGGUCUUGUCUAAGGACAGUGCUCAUCAGCAAGUCACUCCAACAAGUCCAGUCUUAAUAUUCACAGAGGAGGAGGAAGAUGAAGAUACGCUACUUUCAGCUGUUACAGGGAGUAUAAGAGAUGAUAGCAUCAAACGAGAAGAUUUCACUAAGGAUGACAUAAUUAUUGACGCAGAUACUUUGUCUGUUUUAGAGCAGUCUUCUCCCUUCGCCCCUACAAUUGUUACAGAAGAAGCAGCUGGAGUAACCCCAAUUGUCAUGACGGCACAACCCUCAAACUUUAUGAGAGAGGAGCCAGAAGGAUCUGGAAUGGAUGGCACUGAGUUACCUCAUUUACGUGUGUCAUUUGGAACCACAACAGACAGGUUACCAGUUCUGCAAACCCUACAAACCCAGUCAACUACAGACAUCCUGCUAAGCAGUUCAAGAUAUUUAGAAGAGGACAUGCAAACAACACAAUCUCAUGAGGCUACUGAUGCUGAUGUACCUGAACACACACAAGAUGGUCAGACAGAAUCCACAGAAUUUACAAUGAGACACUCAGGAGACACGUUGUCUACGGAUGAUUGUAUUCUGGAAACAUCCACUUUAACCCCCAUGACAUCUCAAGUGUCCACAGAUAGAGUCAUAGAAAUGUUUUCAGCUGAAGAGCACUCUUCUGAAUAUGUAUCAACACAUACUGGAGAUGAUGUAACAUCUGCCCCAUCAAGUUAUGGACAAAGUGUUUCUUCACAACGCACAGGUGAUAUCACAAUCUCUGAACAGACAGUUUCUCCAGUAUUGGAUGUAACGAGUACUGCAUCUUUCCAUACUGCAUCAAGUGCUAGCAUGACUGAACCCGGCAAAACGACUACAAGUGCACACACAAAAACUGCAGCAUCUGAUAAUAAUGACUUAACAGCUGACACAGAGGAAACAUUGUACAUGACAAGUGCCGAUAACAUUAAACUCAGUAGUCCCUCUACUGAUAAGGUAAUUCAGGGAAGUGAUUUAACAAGCACAGAUGUAUCAACUAGAUCUGGUAUUUCAGAGGAAACCACAAGUGCAUUCUUUUCUUCAACAGAUUAUGGCUCAGGUGAUCAAACAAUUGAAAUGGGUACAGGACUGUCUCAUUUAACAGACCCUCCUUUAGUAUCUAAAUAUGAUUUGUUGUCAUCAUCUCUGAAGAGUGAUAUUGUGAUUCAUUUUGCAACAGCCUCUUUGCCUGAAUCAAUUACAGCAAAUGAUGUGGAACCAUAUCACAAAGCUUUUUCUGAGAUGACAGGGACACAUAAGCCCAACACAGAAGAUGUGCCAUCUCCAUCAACAACCAUUCCCACACAUCUUAUAUCUGCAUUAAAGUUUAAUAUGACUACAGACACAGUAACAUUAGUGGGAUCUCCUUCAUCUACAUCCAUACCAGGAUUGGGCGACAAAACAGGAGCUCCACUUUCCUCUGAGAAAGAGACAGAUGAAAUAAUCGAUUAUGAUACAAAAACUGAACCUUACAUGACAGUAUAUUCCAUACCAGAUUUAAUCAACACAACAAACUUUGACAGUUUGACUGACUUAGACGUUAGCUCAGAAGAGGUGACUAGCAUUGAUGACAUCAAAAAGAGUUUCCCCACUUCACAGCCUGAUGUUAAGACUAGUGUUGAGACCACCUCACAGCCUGAUGUUGAGACUGGUUUUGAGACCAACCCACAGCCUGAUGUUGAGACUGGUUUUGAGACAACCUCACAGCUUAAAGUUGAAACUAGCUUCGAAACCACCUCAGAAUCAAAAAUGGAAACUGGCAUUGAGGACAGUGCAACAAGUGUUGAUGGAAAAAUGCAAGCAGAAGUUUUGAAUACUGAGACCACCUCUCAGCUUGAAACUGAAAUAAGCUUUGAGACUACCAUGCAACCAGACAUUGAGAGUGAACCUACUUUUGAGCGUGUCUCAAGAAAUGAGAGUGAUGCUUCAGUCACCAGCUCACCAAACAGUGGAACAAGUAGUUCAGAGAGAAGCACAUCUGGGGAGGUAAACACCAUAUCAUCCAAUAAGUAUCACACCACAACAAGACUAGAAGUUAUUAUUCCAUCAUCUGAUGAGGUUCAGGCAGUAAUUCUGUCUACUGCUACAACCUCACCUUUACUUAUGACACCUGAUUCUGAUAUAAAGAUUGUUAGCAAGGAAACUGCCUCAAGGAAACAAGAGGCAACUGGUCAGAUUGAGGAAGCUGUAACUCUUAAUACUGAGAUUCCAAUUCAAAAUGAAGAUCAGAUGACAUCGUUAGUACCUACCACCCAGAGGGAGAUUGCUACACCAUUUUCCUCCCUUAAAGAUGUUUCUGAGGCCGCUUUGGUUAGAAGCCCACCUCCAAGUGCACAGAUUGAAAGCAUAACACAUAGUACAGCAGACCUUCCAUACACAAUGAUCGGACAGACAAUUGAUAUUCCAGAUGUUCACUCCUGUUCUGCUGAUGUUUGCUUAAAUGGCGGUUCUUGUGUAAAAAUAGGCGGUGCUCAGAUCUGCAGCUGUCCACCUGGAUACAGUGGUGACCAGUGUGAAAUAGACACUGAUGAAUGUCACACAAACCCUUGUCGUAAUGGAGGAACAUGUAUUGAUGGCCUUAACUCAUUCACCUGUGUAUGUCUUCCAAGUUAUGCAGGAGCACUGUGUGAACAAGACACUGAAACAUGCAGCUAUGGCUGGCACAAGUUCCAGGGUCAUUGCUACAAAUUCUUUCCCCAUCGGCGUAACUGGGACACAGCAGAGCGUGAAUGUCGUCUCCAGGGGGCGCACCUUGCUAGUGUCCUGUCCCAUGAGGAGCAGCAGUACAUCACCCGCCUUGGCCAUGACUACCAGUGGAUCGGUCUGAAUGAUAAGAUGUUUGAGAAUGAUUUCCGGUGGACGGAUGGUAGUGUUGUGCAAUAUGAAAACUGGAGACCGAACCAGCCAGACAGUUUCUUUUCCUCAGGGGAGGAUUGUGUGGUUAUUAUCUGGCAUGAGGACGGCCAGUGGAAUGAUGUUCCCUGCAACUACCACCUCACCUUCACUUGCAAGAAAGGCACAGUGUCCUGCAGUCAGCCUCCUGUUGUCCUUAACGCCCGCACAUUUGGCCAGCUGCGCCCACGCUAUGAGAUCAACUCCCUGAUCAGGUACCAGUGCAUGGACGGCUUCAUCCAGAGACACGUUCCCACCAUUCACUGCAGAGGAGACGGCUCGUGGGAUCUGCCCAGGAUUUCCUGCAUGAGUCCCUCCAACUUCCAAAGGUCCUACGCAAGGUAUGAGACAUACCGAGUUUUUCGCAGUCAUCAGAAGAGAUUGGCAGAACAUUCUGUUGAUGUACCCCGACGACACCAUCACCAUGGUGUAAAACCCAAUCGGACACAACAAUAGUUGCUGUUUUAACCCAAGCCUUUUAAUGUAUUUUGAUAGCAUAUGACGGAUCUGCCUGCUGGCUGAAAGAAAAGAUUAUAAAAGAAAAGAUUCUUAAAAGGACCAGAAAAGAGUGGAAUAUCACUGGAAUGAAAGAGUGGCUUUUUAUCUUUUUAAGAGAGAUGGUUUUUAAGAACUACAUAAAGGACACAUUCAGCUGGCCUCUGAAAACACAGAGUUAUCUGACCUGCCCUCCAUCUGUUCUGCUUCUUUUUGGGAAUACACAGUGCUUUCAUAAAUUUUAACUCACAAUCCAGAUGUAAGUGAGCUAUAUUAAUGCAACCUAUUUUAGCUUCUAAACAUAAUGGUACAUUUUGAUACACACUUUGCCAUAUGAUUCUUUCAAUCUUUCUUCAAAUUUACAAGAACCACAGGUGUAUGCAGACAUCCUGCUGUUUACUGAACAAAUGAGAAAUCAUACAAAAGAAUGUGAAGAAAAUAUAUAUUUAUAUAGAAAGUGUGAGCAAUGGCUUUCAUGGAGUCAGUGUUUGUUGUGGUACAAAAAGGCCAAUAAUAUCAUUUAAAAACUCCAUCCAAUGCAGUGGAUGGUUUUGAUAUCUUAAAGUCAACACAAUGUGUUUUAAUAUUUUUAAUACAUUGACUUUAAGCUAUUUACUAUUGAAAAGCCAUGUAGAUUGGAGAUUAUUUAUAUUACUCUCUUUGAUGUUUCCUUCAAGUGUUAACAAUGCAAAUCUGUUUCACACACAUUUAAUUCCGCCGUCAGUUAUGUAUAAACCAAAAAUAAUUUACUUCACAUCAUUUUCAUCAACAUUUUCAUUAUCUUUUUCUCAGACAGUUUAACACUACUUUAAAGAGAAUGUACUUUGUGAGAUGCCUAAAAGACUUGAGCGAGUGCCUUUUUAACAAGAUGCCUCUAAUUUAUUUCUUGCGCAGCUCCUUGUUUUUUCAUUGUUGUUGCGAGAUAGAACACACUGAGGACUUCACUUGGCCAAACUGUACAUUGAUGGAGUUCAGUAUAUUAGUGUAGAGCACAGUGUAUCCAUAGCUGGCAGUGAUGUGACUAAUAGAUGACAUUAGGAACUCAGAAUUUUGGAUUUCAUUAAGACAUUCCCGGUGUAUCAAUGGACCAAAAGAAGAGGAUUCAUACAGUAAUAGGAAAUGUUUGUUGAACUGGUCAUCCUUUUGUUUAUUCCCAAGCAUUUUUUCUUUAAGAUCUUUUCUUUUGUGUGUUUACUUCUUGUGUUUUUUUUUUUAUUUUAUUUUUAUUUUUGUUCCCCUCUCAAAAGUGCACAUACCUUUUUAUAUUUAUAGUAUAACUUGUUUAUUGUCAAAUGUGAUUGUUUGGAAUGUUUGUGACAUGGAAAAAAAAUUGUAAGGAAUGUUUUUUAUGCCUUCUGUGUAAACAAAGUCUAUUAUAUUCUA